AUGGCACAACAAGUUACCAACACGGCUGCAAGGGAGGAAGCUGAAGCUCAACGUGCUGCUGCUGCUGCUAUUGUGACUGCUCAAGACCGAGCUGAAAAGAAUGCUCGCCAUGUGCAGCGGGAGGAACGCGAGUUGGCUGCCGCUCAGACUAGGGGUCUGAAUGAUUUCAAGCGUCAAGAUCCACUGAAGUUCUCUGGAAGCUUUGAUUCGGAGGAAGCUGACCUAUGGCUCCAAGAGUUGGAUAAGAUCUUUACUUUCUUGCAUACGACUGCGGAGUUGAGGGUGAAUUAUGCGACCUACAUGUUGACUGGUGAAGCUGAUGCAAGAGCCGCCAAGGAGGCACAGUUUCUGAGACUUCGUCAAGGGGGUAUGACCGUGGCGGAGUAUGCUGCUAAGUUGGAAUCAUUGGCGAAACACUUUCGCUACUUUCGAGGGCAAGUGGAGGAAGGCUACAUGUGUGAACGUUUUGUUCAUGGGCUAAGCUACGAGCUACAAAGGGCGGUGCAACCGCUGGGGAUCAACCGCUACCAAGUAUUGGUGGAAAAGACCAAGGGAAUUGAGGCUAUUGAUAACCAAAGAGAAAAGUACCAAGGUCUGAAUAAGUCUAAGCAAGGAAGUGGAGGUCCGACUAGGGCUAACCAAUGCAGGAAUGACAAGGGCGAGAACUAUCCGAAGAAGUCGUAUGUUCGUCCUCAAGGUAAGGGGACGACUUCUGGGUCUGUUAAUCCUUCUGGGUCCUCAUGUUGUCCAAGCGACCUCCUCCAAUGCUGCCGGAUAUGGACACAUGUGCACUUGUUAAUUCGAGCGGUCACUCAAUUUGCCACCUGCAAUGGGAUUCGGGAGGAGAUAAUUUGA
Molecule: messenger RNA, 855 nt
Organism: Lotus japonicus
Lineage: Eukaryota; Viridiplantae; Streptophyta; Magnoliopsida; Fabales; Fabaceae
Exons: 2
Coding region: 1-855 (284 amino acids)
Source: RefSeq, a predicted model, not a curated record